Myripristis murdjan (pinecone soldierfish) is the source of this 5954-nucleotide messenger RNA. RefSeq names its product programmed cell death 11 (gene pdcd11). Gene Ontology annotation, cellular component: nucleolus; small-subunit processome. Gene Ontology annotation, molecular function: protein binding; RNA binding. Gene Ontology annotation, biological process: rRNA processing. NCBI's taxonomy places the organism in Eukaryota, Metazoa, Chordata, Actinopteri, Holocentriformes, Holocentridae. The record is from RefSeq and is a predicted model, not a curated record. The transcript is spliced from 36 exons. Bases 94 to 5532 code for a protein of 1812 amino acids.
CUAGACCGUCCCUGUGAGUGUGUCUUCCGGUCUGGAGAUAUGGCGUGCUGAUGGUCAACAUUGUGAGUCGUUCGUCCAGAGACAUCACCAAACAUGACAUCAACUGAUGAAGACUUCCCUCGAGGAGGGACACUCAGUAAGCCUGCUGAGAGUACGCCAGCGGUGCAGCGGCCGGAGGUGGACAACCUGUUCCAGUCAAAUGAAGCAACGGAAACCAAGAAAAGAAAGGGAGCAUCAAAAGAUGACAGCAAGAAAUUAAAGAAGCAAAAGACAGGCAAAGAAAAAGAGGAUGGUCUGACACUCAAUGCAGCAGCCAAAUGUGUCGAAAUUCUGCAUAUCAAGAAUUUGAAGGAGGGCAUGCUGAUGCUGGGCUGUGUGAAGGAGAUCACAGACUUUGAGGUGACAGUCAGCCUCCCUUGUGGUAUGCAGGGCUUCCUCAGCAUCAAGAACAUCUCUGACUCCUACACCAAGCUGCUCAGUGAGCAACUGGAUGCUGAGGACACAGAGGAGAUCUGUUCGCUGCCACACCUGUUUUUCCCCGGCAUGGUGUUCAGGUGUGUGGUGGCCAGGCUGGAUAUAGCCAGGGGAGGCUCUGUUAGCAUCCAGCUGUCAGUCAAUCCCAAGCUGGUCAACAAGGCUCUUACAUCAGGCUCUGUGAAAGCGGGCAUGGUCUUGAGUGGCUGUGUGGAGAGUGUGGAGGACCACGGCUAUAUGGUUGACAUUGGCAUCAGUGGAAGCAAAGCCUUCCUGCCUAAGAAAGCAGUAAAAGACAAACACAACAUUCCUGAAGAGCUGAAGGUGGGUCAGUAUGUGACGUCUCAAGUGGAAGAGGUGAAGAAUGAUGGGCGGGUGGUCCGCCUCUCUGUCAACCCCUCGGCCCUUGCCCAGGCCUAUGCCGAAUCGCAGCAGGGCUGGAACCUCACCAACCUGCUGCCGGGGCUUCUGGUCAAAGCCAAGAUCAAAAAGGUGACCAAACACGGUCUGAUCCUGGACUUCCUGUCCUCCUUCAGCGGCCAGGUGGACUUCCUCCACAUGGAGCCCGAGCAGGCUUCCAGCUACACCGAGGGAGACGAAGUGCGGGCCUGUGUGCUGUAUGUGGACCCGUCCACCCGUCUGGUGGGCUUGUCCCUGCGCAGCUACCUCAUUCAGCCCGGGACGAGGGUCGACACCGUCCCUGCUGGUGGUGACCGCAUCGGCGAGGUGGUCCAGGGCUGCAAGGUGACAACUAUGCACCACAUGUCCGGAGCCAUGCUGCAGCUGCCCGACAACUCGAUGGCCUUCAUACAUAGGAACCACCUAAAGGAGCCUAAUACGCCGUCCAAUGAUAACCAAGUGCUGGCCAAGCCCGAGCACACCUGCAGGGUCCUUGACUUUAGCCCCAUGGACCAGAUCCAUUUUGUCAGCCUUCGCAUGAGUAUGAUUGAGAAACUCUUCUAUAGAUAUCAUGAUCUACAUGCUGGCCAGAUUGUGGAGGGCACAGUGUCAGUCCUGCUGGAUCACGGCAUGAUGGUGCAUCUGUCUGACCACAUUAAAGGCCUGGUGCCCAGGACCCACCUGUCCGACAUCAUCCUCAAGAACCCAGAGAAGAAGUACACAGAGGGCAUGAAGGUCAAAUGUCGGGUGCUGUCGGUCGAUGUGGAGAGGAAGAGGCUAGCCCUGACCAGGAAGAAGGCCCUGGUGGAAUCCACCCUGCCCUUGUUCCUCAGCUAUGCCGAUGCACGGCGUGGGCGCGUGUCCCACGGCUACAUCGUCAGCAUCAGGGAAUUUGGCUGCUUUGUUCGUUUCUACAACGACGUCAGGGGCCUCGUACCUGUCAGCGAGCUCAGCUCCGAGCCCAUCAUCAACCCCAAGGAAGUCUUCUAUGUCGGGCAGGUGGUAAAGGCUAAAGUUCUCCAGUGUGACCCAGAGAAGGAGAAGAUGACACUGUCUUUGAGGGCUGCAGUGGAGGGAGACCCUGAGGCACCACCCAAACCCCAGUUUGACUGCGUGGUGGGCCAGAAGCUGGAAGUCAAGGUGGUGAAGAAGGCAGUCAGCAUUCUGGAGGUGGCCAUCCUGCCCGCCGACGCCCGCGCCGUACUACCCACCAUGCACCUCUCCGACCACAUGUCCAACUGCCCUCUGCUGUGGGAGAGCCUGCAGGAGGGAGACACCAUCUCCAACCUCGUGUGCAUCAGCAAGAACAAACAGAUCAUCACUCUGACCAAGAAGCCCACGGUGAAAUGGUCGCUGGAGGAAGGAGUGGUUGCUAAGGACUUCUCUGACAUCACAGUUGGCAUGCAGCUGAUUGGCUGGAUCAAGAACAUGAUGUCCUACGGUGUCUUCGUAGAGUUUCCUUACGGCCUUGUUGGUCUCGCACCCAAAUCGGCCAUGACUGACAAGUUCCUCAGCGAUGCCACGACUGCGUUCCAGCUGGGCCAGACAGUGAUCGCUAAGGUCACCAACCUGGACGAGGAGAAGCAGCGUUUUCUCGUCACACUGAAAGUGUCGGAGGUCAUGAACCCAGAGGGCGACGCCGAGACCAGACUCAUCAGAGGGCUGCAGGAGAGGAGAGCUGUGGCUGAAAUGUUGACUAGUAGAGAUGGCUCUGAUCUUCGGCAGCAGUUAGCCACACUGUCUGUCGGCCAGAAGCUGAAGCUGACCAUGGAUCAGAUGAAGGACAGCAGUGCCAUCUUCAGGUCUGAUGACCUCGACGGAGCCACCAUACUGGCCACCGAGCACCACGUCACGGGUGUCACCUUGACCCCAGGACAGAAAGUGAGCGCAGUCAUCCUCCAUGUUGACAUCAUGGCCUCUCAAGUCCACGUGUCCGUGCUCUCCAAGCUCAUGGGGAAGAAGAAAUCCUUAAACGAAGAGUCCAAGUACACAGCGAUGGUGCAGCACGUCGACAGAGAAUUUGCCGUCGUCUCCCUGGAGGAAACGGCACAGCUGACUGUGAUCCAAACCACCCGCCACCUCAACGACACGUGCAUCUUCGAGUCAGACAAGCUGAAGCCAGGAGUGCGUCUGAGCGUCACGGUGCUGCGUCCCAGCUGUCAGGAGAUGGAAGGGCUCCCCCUGGUGUCGUGGGAGCGCGCCGCACCGAGACGCCAGCACACGCUCUCGGAAAGUCACGCAGCGUCCAAGGGUCGCCGUUUUGGUGAAAUCGUCACGGGUAAGGUGCGGACGGUGAAGCCCACGUGUGUGCUGGUGGCGCUCGAGGACGGAAUCACAGGCAGCGUGCACGUGUCCGAGGUGGCAGAGAACGUGCGCCUGGGCUCCUUCCCUACGUCUCUGGUGAAAGUGGGCAGCGUGGUCACUGCCAGGGUCAUUGGAGGACAAGAGUACACCAGUCACAGAUUCUUGCCCUUUUCCCAUCCCAAUUUCAAAUACACAAUCCCUGAGCUAUCACUUCUACCCAGCAAGCUGGACAAGAGUGUGGAAUUCAAACCAGACACGGAGAAAGAAAAAUUGAAAAGCUACAAGGUUGGGGAAGAAAUCACAUGCUUUGUAUCAAAGUAUAAUCCAAACAGGAAGUCUUUGGAGGUCACCACUGAUCCUUGUAUAUCAGGGACUGUUGACCUUCUGGCCAUGAUCACUGAUCCUAAAGAUGCCAGCCACCCUGAGAAGCUGUACAAGCUGGGCCAGGUGGUCAGUGCGAAAGUGGUCGAGGUGAACCUCAAUCCUCAGCGCUUUGUUGUAUCUCUCAACGGCAUCCACAAGCUGGAAAAGGGCGGUGUUACUUUGGGGAUGGUGACUAAUGUUCAGCCACACGUUGGCCUGGUGAUGAAACUUCCCUUUGGGGCCACGGGAACUGUUGCUAUCACGGAUCUGGCUGAUGCCUAUCGGCCAAACCCCCUGGGGGCGUACAGCAAGGACCAGCUGGUCAGGUGUUACCUUCUGGAGAGUGAAAACAACAUGUGGAAAUUGUCUCUUCGGCCAUCGAGGCUGAACCCAGAGAAGGCCAAGCCAGCGAAGGACCCAGAGGUGUUGUCCGUAACGGAGCUGAAGGCAGGCCAGAUCAUCAGAGGCUACAUCAAGUCUGUGGGAGAGCAUGGUGUUUUUAUCAGCUUGUCUAAGAACAUCACAGGGAGAGCCCAGCUCCAGCAGGCCACCAAGUAUUUUGUGUCCAGCUACACUGUCCUCGCUCAGCACCUGCCUGCUGGCACCCUGCUCACCACCAAGAUCCUCCGUAUUGACCAGGAAGAGAAGCUGGUUGACCUCUCCCUGCUCUCUGAGGCCACUGGGAAGCCCGAUGUGCUCCCAGAAUCCCUUGGUCUGAAGUUGCGACUGAUUGGAAAGGAGAAGGAGAAACACGACCGUAAGAAGAAGAAGAAACGCAAGCUGUCCAAGCAGGAAGAGGCAGACGAAGUCCCAAAGAAGAAAAAGAAAACCAAGAAGGCAAAGACUGAGGACAGUGACAGCGGGGUGGAGGUGUUCUUCAGGGAAGAGGCGGAUGACGAAGACAAAGAAGAUCCCAAAGCUAAGCCUGCAAAAAAGGCAAAGCCCAGCGCUGCAGCUCCAUCCAGGCUGCAGGUGUCCGCAGGUUUCUCCUGGGACGCUGGACUGAGCUCCCUGAAGCCGGCAGCUGCAGCCCAGGAGGCCGAGUCCAGUGACGGGGAAGACCAGGAGGACAGCAGCAAGAGCCAAAAGAAGUCUCGCCAUGAGCUGGAACUGGAGAAGAAGGCGGAGGAGAAAGCCCUGGUUCAGCGGGAGGCUGAGCUGAUGGACCCGAACCUGCGGCCCCAGGACAGCGCCGCCUUCGAGCGCCUGCUGCUGGCCUCGCCCAACAGCUCGCUGCUUUGGCUGCAGUACAUGGCCCACCACCUGCAGGCCACCCAGAUCGAGCAGGCGCGCGCCGUGGCUGAGAGGGCCCUCAAAACCAUCUCCUUCAGGGAGGAACAGGAGAAGCUGAACGUGUGGGUGGCCCUGCUGAACCUGGAGAACAUGUACGGCACGGAGGAGAGCCUGAAGAAGGUGUUUGAGCGGGCGCUGCAGUUCUGUGAGCCCAUGCCAGUCUACCAGCAGCUGGCAGACAUGUACGCCAAGUCCAACAAGACCAAGGAAGCAGAGGGCCUGUACAAGACGAUGGUGAAACGCUUCCGCCAAAAUAAGGCGGUGUGGCUGAGUUAUGGGACCUUCCUGCUCCAGCAAGGCCAGAGCGAUGCUGCCAGCGCUCUCCUGCAGAGGGCGCUCAAGAGCCUGCCCUCCAAAGAGAGUGUGGAUGUGAUCGCCAAGUUCGCUCAGCUGGAGUUCCGUUACGGCGAUGCAGAGAAAGGCCGCUCCAUGUUCGACAAAGUCCUGACGAGCUACCCAAAGCGCACAGACCUGUGGUCCGUCUUCAUCGACCUCAUGGUCAAACAUGGAUCACAGAAGGAAAUCAGGGCUUUGUUUGACCGCGUGAUCCACCUGAGCGUGGCAGCAAAGAAGAUCAAGUUCUUCUUCAAACGUUACCUGGAGUAUGAGAAGAGGCACGGCACACCGGAAAGCAUCCAGGCGGUCAAGGACAAGGCUUUGGAGUUUGUGGAAGCUAAGGGGACUGAAGCAGCCUGCUAGAGACCAACAUGUGUGUGUGUGUGAGUGAGUGUGUGUGUAGCUGGUUAUCCGCGGAUGCACCUAGCAGAUCUGCUGUAAAACUAUCAGCUGCUUUGUUGUGAAUUAGCUGACGUUAUCAUUGUUAACCUUCUGACCCUGAACCUGGCUGCUGUAAUAUAAUAUUGUAACAGCAAACGUGUGUAAGGCCAUUUAAAGUUGGUUGUAACCCUUUUGUAACGUUAAAACAAUCAAAGAUAUGUGACAUUUCCUCAGUUUAGAUUUUAAUGCAUUUUUUAUGAGAAUAAAAACUGUAAGCUCUGAACAGAAUAAUGCAUGUUGUCACCAUUAGUUUCUAUUUUUUUGUAUGGCUGGGUAAAGGCUCCUUACAACACUGUGUGAGCAUAUUGUAUGUACCAUUUGGUUGUAUUAAAAUGGUAGCCAUA